Molecule: messenger RNA, 7643 nt
Organism: Nomascus leucogenys (northern white-cheeked gibbon)
Lineage: Eukaryota; Metazoa; Chordata; Mammalia; Primates; Hylobatidae
Gene: ZNF287
Product: zinc finger protein 287
Exons: 6
Coding region: 460-2745 (761 amino acids)
Biological process (GO): regulation of transcription by RNA polymerase II
Molecular function (GO): RNA polymerase II cis-regulatory region sequence-specific DNA binding; DNA-binding transcription factor activity, RNA polymerase II-specific
Source: RefSeq, a predicted model, not a curated record
ACAUGCGCAGUGACGCCGAGGCGAGGUCGCGGCGAAGCAGAGGCGCCGGGGUUUCUGGGCCGGGCUUCUCAGGACCGGGCUGGAACGUGCAGCUCCUGGCCGGGACACUCUGUGCUUUGCGGGGAUGGGAAGUGGCGGAGCCCGAGGACCCGCUGCCGCUCGGGACUGAGCCCGCCACGCAGGCGCCUGUGCCAGCGUCGCCAUUGUUGCCUGUGGCCUUAGGGCCGCUCCGGCUGCCCGUCGGCCGGGUCCCAGCGACAGGGUCUCUUAUCCAUCCCUGCAAGUUCUGGGCUCAGAAUUUGUCACUAAGGCUGCUAACUCUACCUUGAUUCUGUUCUGCCCUCGGCUGCAGCAGCCUUUGAUAUAGUGUCCUUGUGACUCUAGCAUGAGACUUCAAGCAGUUGGCUCACUACUGGAGAAAUAAAGGAUAUUGCCAGAUUGACUCUCCUGUCUGUAGCAAUGUUAGCCUCAAGCAAGAGGAUGAACAGUUCUUCACGUUCUCAAAUCCUUCUAAGGUGGAAGUCAGACAAGGCUCAGAGUGGACCCUACAAUGUUGAGAAGGAAAUCCUUACUUCGAGAUUCUUGCGUGACACUGAGACCUGUCGACAGAAUUUUAGGAAUUUUCCAUACCCAGACCUGGCUGGUCCUCGAAAGGCAUUGAGUCAACUCCGAGAGCUCUGCCUUAAGUGGCUGAGACCUGAGAUUCACUCAAAGGAACAAAUUUUGGAGCUGCUGGUGCUGGAGCAAUUCCUGACCAUCCUGCCUGGUGAGGUUAGGACUUGGGUAAAGUCCCAGUAUCCAGAGAGCAGCGAGGAAGCAGUGACUCUGGUGGAGGAUUUGACUCAGAUUCUAGAAGAGGAAGCUCCUCAAAACUCUACCCUUUCCCAAGAUACCCCAGAGGAAGACCCCAGAGGAAAACAUGCUUUCCAGGCAGGAUGGCUAAAUGACUUGGUGACCAAAGAAUCGAUGACAUUCAAAGAUGUGGCUGUAGACAUCACCCAGGAGGACUGGGAGUUAAUGCGUCCUGUGCAGAAGGAAUUAUACAAGACUGUGACGUUACAGAACUAUUGGAACAUGGUUUCUCUGGGACUUACAGUGUACAGACCAACUGUGAUUCCCAUAUUGGAAGAACCAUGGAUGGUGAUAAAAGAAAUUUUAGAAGGCCCUAGUCCAGAAUGGGAAACUAAAGGCCAAGCAUGUACUCCAGUGGAGGAUAUGUCUAAACUCACAAAGGAAGAAACCCAGACCAUCAAAUUAGAAGACUCAUAUGACUACAAUGAUAGAUUAGAGAGGCGAGCAACAGGUGGCUUCUGGAAAAUUCACACUAAUGAAAGAGGUUUCAGUUUGAAGUCAGUCCUUUCACAAGAAUAUGAUCCUACAGAAGAAUGUCUUAGUAAAUAUGAUAUAUAUAGAAAUAAUUUUGAAAAGCAUUCAAACCUAAUUGUACAGUUUGAUACCCAAUUAGAUAAUAAAACUUCUGUGUAUAAUGAAGGCAGGGCAACCUUCAAUCAUGUCUCAUAUGGUAUUGUACAUAGGAAAAUACUUCCUGGAGAGAAGCCUUACAAGUGUAAUGUGUGUGGGAAAAAAUUUAGGAAAUACCCAUCCCUCCUGAAACACCAAAGUACCCAUGCCAAAGAGAAAUCGUAUGAAUGUGAAGAAUGUGGGAAAGAGUUUAGGCAUAUCUCAUCCCUCAUUGCACAUCAGAGAAUGCACACUGGAGAAAAACCUUAUGAAUGCCACCAGUGUGGUAAAGCCUUCAGCCAGCGUGCACACCUUACCAUACAUCAGAGAAUUCAUACUGGAGAGAAACCCUAUAAGUGUGAUGACUGUGGGAAAGACUUUAGUCAGCGUGCACACCUUACCAUCCAUCAAAGGACACAUACUGGAGAGAAACCAUAUAAAUGCUUGGAAUGUGGUAAAACCUUCAGUCAUAGUUCAUCACUGAUUAAUCAUCAGAGAGUUCAUACCGGAGAAAAACCUUAUAUAUGCAAUGAAUGUGGGAAGACUUUCAGUCAGAGUACACACCUUCUUCAGCAUCAAAAAAUACAUACUGGGAAGAAACCAUAUAAAUGCAAUGAAUGUUGGAAAGUGUUUAGUCAAAGUACUUACCUUAUUCGACAUCAGAGAAUUCAUUCUGGAGAGAAGUGUUAUAAAUGUAAUGAAUGUGGAAAAGCCUUUGCUCAUUCCUCAACCCUUAUUCAACAUCAAACCACUCACACUGGAGAGAAAUCCUAUAUAUGUAAUAUAUGUGGGAAAGCCUUCAGCCAGAGUGCAAAUCUUACUCAACAUCAUAGAACACAUACUGGAGAGAAACCAUAUAAAUGCAGUGUGUGUGGGAAAGCAUUCAGCCAGAGUGUGCACCUUACUCAACAUCAGAGGAUUCAUAAUGGAGAAAAACCCUUUAAAUGCAAUAUAUGUGGGAAAGCAUAUAGACAAGGUGCAAAUCUUACUCAGCAUCAAAGGAUUCAUACUGGAGAAAAACCCUAUAAAUGUAAUGAAUGUGGGAAAGCUUUCAUUUAUUCCUCAUCACUUAAUCAACAUCAGAGAACUCAUACUGGAGAGAGACCCUAUAAAUGUAAUGAAUGUGAUAAGGAUUUUAGCCAGAGAACAUGCCUUAUUCAACACCAGAGAAUUCACACAGGAGAGAAACCCUAUGCAUGUCGUAUAUGUGGUAAAACCUUCACCCAGAGUACAAACCUUAUUCAGCAUCAACGUGUUCAUACAGGUGCCAAACAUCGUAAUUAAUGGAUAAGGGAAACUUCAAUUCGGUUUUACAACUUCGUUUCAAUUUUAUUUUGUGCAUUCUGUGUGUCGAAACAUUCAGAAGAAAUCCGAAGAAGUGCAAUAUGUUAGAUACCACUCAGCAGAAGUAUCAGAAGUAGUGGUAUGGAUAUAACCUAUUUAGAUUUAAUGUGAAAUUUAAGAAGGAAACUUGACUUCUUAACCUUAAUUUGAUAUGAGUUUAAUUCAUUACAGAAAGAAACCCUGUGAAGGGUAUUCAAAAACGUAACUCAUCAACUCUUUAUUUCAAGUACAGUCAUCCCUCAGUAUACUCGGGAGAUUGGUUCCAGGACCCCCCAUGUAUACCAAAAUCUACCCAUACUCAAGUUGCACAGUCAGCCUGGUGGAACCUGUGUAUAUGAAAAGCCCUACAUCUACGCAGGUUUCCCGUCCCUGAAUAAUGUGCUUUCAAACUCUGUUCAGUUGAAAAAAAAAUUCCAGUAUAAGUGGAUCUGUACAGUUCAAACCAACUGUACAUCCUAAUGAGGCCUUAUGAGUGUAACUUAGGAAAGUGUCCAUCAAGUAGAGAUUUCACACUAGAGAGUGAUCUUAAAAUUUCAGAAAAGAGAAAGCUGCUUUCAGGCCUUUUAUUCCCAGCUUUGAAGCCUUAAAAUAUGUAAAGGACUCCCUUCCCUGUUUUACUUCCCCUUCUCCCGUUAUGCCGUAACUGCCAUAUGGAGCCAGUAGGUUUGAAAAAAAAAACAGUUGGAAGUAUCGUAAAGAUUUCUGUGUGACUAUGGUUUGGUGACACCUUCCCUCAGAUAUGGAAAUAUUAAAGAGAAGCUUAAUGAAAGAUAUGUUAUGAUAGAAACUAAUGUGUAUGUAACAUUAGAUGUGUAGAGAUUUAGUUAAAUGGGCAAAAAUUAAAUGCCCCAAGCUUAAAUGAAUUUUCAAUACACAUUAGCCUUGAUUUCACUAGGUUUUGACAUUCAAGGGCAUCCUGAAGGAAAAAAGUAGGUAUAAAAUAUACAGUUCCCAUUUUUUUCACCUGACUCCUAAAUUUGUACUUUAGGUUUCUUUGUGACUGUUUUACUAUGGAAAGUUCAUUUCUUCCACUGAAACACGUUUCUUGAGUGUCUGCUAUGCUCAGGUCCCAAACUUCCUAAUUGGAUCCUCUCAAGGCUUGUUACAGUGCUGAAAAUCACAGGUGGUUUACACAACAGAAAGAUUUCUAGAGUGAUGAGAAAGUGAGGAUGUGAUAUUUUGUCAUGGGUUGAGCGUAAGCAACCUGCUAAAAUGGGUUGCCAAAUGCUACCUAUAUCCCAAGAGAAGGAAGUGGAAGUAAUAGUGUAGCUAUAUAAAUAAUGUGAGAAAAAAUAAAUAAUGGAAAAUAGAUUUGAGUUCACUGCAGAAUGUGGGUCAGGGGAAAAGGUGAAAUUUUAAUGGAGUGAGGAAAACAUACAUAGAUAAUUGCUAUAACAUGAAAUGUAAUUGGACUUGCUUUGCCUAUGAAAUGAGAGUGGCUAAAUAAAAAAGAAUUCAGCCUGGUUAUUAGAAGAAACAAACAAAAUGACUGAUUUUUAAAGAAUAAUUGGAAGCCUGACACUCCUUCAUACAUACAAGUAAAAUAGAGAUUUAACAUGUCAGGAAAAAAUUUAAUUGGAAAAAGCAUUGAUGCAGUAAUCAUUAAACAAUGAUAACUGGGGUUGUGGGUCUCAAACAUAAAAGGAAAACUGGCAGAAAUGCAAACAGAAAUAGAUAAAAAAACUAUUGUAUUUCAUAUUUACAGCAUUCCACUACCAGAAUAUAAGGCCAUAUUCUGAGAACUGAGAUUUCAUUGUGCUCAUAUUUGUUUCUCCAGUCCCUUGCAUAAUAGUGCAUGAUCAAUACAUGGUUGAAUUAAUGAAUAAAUUAUGUAAAUUAGAUUUCAGUAAUAAAGUAGAAUUGACUGGCAGGGAGUGAAAACUGGUAUAACUAAAAAUACUUUUGUGCAUAUAUCAAAGAAAUGUUCAACAAAUAACAUUUACUUGGGAACUGCUUAAAAAUUGUGAAUCAGAUUUCAUGGGACAUCUUUGUACAGGAAGUUUUCCUGAGCUAAAUGAGGGGAAAUUGAUAUCAAUUCUGGUACUAUAAAUAUCAAUUUAAGCAUGUAUUAACCAUGCAACUUCUUUUGGACAUUACUGUUUAUAAAACCAUCCUACAAACAGGUACUGAAGUAAAGACCCAGGAUGCUAGCAUCCUAAAGUCUAUAUUAUUGAGUGUUUUCUUUAAAAAACUUGAUUUCCAUUUCCCUUACAUUAGUUAACCUUGGUUUCAUAGUAUCAUCCUGCACAAAGUACAGGUUGCAGAAUACUCAAACUGUGCUUAUAUAGCUAUGUUUUUUAAAAUAAUAGUUGUUUGAAAAUCUUAUUUUUUUGAUGCUGCUUCAUCCCUCACACAGCACUUAUUUCCCUUUGAGCAUGUGGCAUGUGACAGUCCAUAGCGCCUUCCUUUGCAUUACUCUGUAUUUCCUGCCUUUGUAUGUUUUAUGUAAAUAAUGCAUUUAUAAAGUCUUCCACCGAUAAACAGAGGCAAUUGAUGGCCUUAUAAAAUAACAGACUAGUAGUAGUGGAGAACCCUAGAUCUUUGUGUAUUUUUCCCACUUUUACAGUUGUCUGACCCACAAAUUAUUCAACAGUUUUUAGCAAAUAGCCUUAUUUUCCAGAACUUUUUAUUAUGAGUUUUCAAAUAUACAGAAAGUUUUAAAAAUAAUAAAAUUAACUGUAUACCCACCUAAAUUUAAAAACUAACAUUUUGCCAUAUUUUUUUUCAACCAAACAUUGGAAAGUAACUUACAGACAUGACAUUUCAUCUCUAAAUACUUAAGCAUGCAUCUUAUAAAAAUAAGGAUGGUCUUUUAUAUAACCACAAUACAUUUACAUACCUUUAAAAAAAAAGAACAGUAAUUCCCUAAUAUCUGAAGACCUAGUCUAUGUUUAAAUUUCCUCUGUUGAUCCAGUCAGUUUUCACACAUAGUAUUUGAUUAUCUGUUUCAUCUAUCUAGAACAGUCCCCACUUUGGUUUUUCCUUUUUUUUUUUUUUUUUUUUGAGAUGGAGUCUCACUCUGUCACCCAGGCCAGAGUGCAGUGGCGCAAUCUCGGCUCACUGCAAGCUCUGCCUCCCAGGUUGACACCAUUCUCCUGCCUCAGCCUCCUGAGUAGCUGGGACUACAGGCGCCCGUCACCACACCCGGCUAAUUUCUUUGUAUUUUUUUAGUAGAGACGGGGUUUCACUGUGUUAGCCAGGCUUGUCUCAAUCUCCUGACCUCGUGAUCCACCCGCUUUGGCCUCCCAAAGUACUGGGAUUACAGGCGUGAACCACCACGCCCGGAUGGUUUUUCCUCUUUAAGAGAACAGGUCAGUUGUCUUGAAAAAUGUCUCACGUUCGGGAUUCAACUGAUUAUUUACAUGUGGGUUGUUCCGGUACCCCCUGUAGUUUCCAUAAAUUAGAAGUUAGGGCAAAAGGCUUGAUUGGGUUGUUUAAACAUUUUUAAUGAUAACACCUCACAGAUGUAUUUCAUAGUGCAUCAUAUCAAAAGUCUCAUUAAUAUCAGGUUGACUCACUAUCAAUGGAUCACUCAUUUGAGGUCACCAGAUCUUCCCAAUAAAGGUAGUUUUUCCUAUUGCAAUUAGUCUGUGGACUGACACUGGCAGCACAUGGAUAUUUCGAUUGCCAACAACUUUUUACCUGGUAAAAAGUAACCAACGGUGAUCGUUGCCUGAAUCCAUUGUCUCAUCAGUGUUUGCAAAAUGACAAUUUUCUAAUUCUAUCACUCUACAUUUGUUGAGUGGCAUUCUUGUAUAACCUUCCCUCAUCAACUAGGAAUGCACUAGAGGCACAGUCAGCAAUUAUUUUCCCUUAAUUACCAGUGUAGGAGUUUAAUUACCAGUAAAGAGUUUGAUGCUCUCAUCUGCAGUGAUAACAAAUGAUUCAAUGUGUUAACAGUCAUUUAUCAUCAUUGUUUCUGAUGUUCAGAUUGUCCCAAAUUUGGCCAGGUGGAGCCCUUCAAGUAUCUCUUACGUCCUUUUGACAUUCACUCUCUAGCCUUUGGACACUUGAUUGCCUUCUAACACAAGAUAUCUCAAGUUGACCUUGCAUUUUCAAUGCCCCAGGCAUGGAAUGAAACCUUUUUCCAAGAAUCCCUGGCUGCUUUUAAUAGGUAGCUAUUUAGAAACCAAGAUCUGGGCACUAGGCAUUCUCACCGCUCCUGGAGUGUCACUGGCAAUUCUUUCCAACCAUUCAAGUUGGUUUUCAUAAAGACAACUCUUCACUCAUGCCAUCAGUUAUGUAAUAUCUGUGUAAUGAGGGAUAUAAUUACAUAACUGGGAGAAACUUUCAGGUGCAAACAACUAAAUCUUGUUAAGCAUGCACCUAAAUUGGAGAGAACACUUCCAUGUUAUGUAUGCUAGAAAGCAGCAAAUUAGCUGCAAAAGGCCUGUGACAAGGCCAUCAGGAAAUUUACAAGGGAAUAGAGCUUGUCAGUUAAUCUGCCAAGUGGGUUAAGUAGAGGGCAAUUAAGAAAGCAACUAGAUGUAUACCUAAUACGUUGUGUUUUAACUAUUAUAUGUCUUGAUAACUUACGGUAUUUCUAAGCUAAUAGCCCUCCUUUCCCAUCACAUCUCUUAAGGCAGAUUUCUGGUAAGAUCUAAAUAUUAAUCCUAAGGAUCUGUUUCAUGCAAAUCUAAGUACUAGUUUUUCUUACUAAACCUUUAUUUGGUCUCUAAAACUUUAAGGCUGUUAUGUUUCAUUCUUUGUCUUCUGGUGUCAGUUCACUUGCAUGUGCCUGUAAAUGUAUUCUUACUCCUCUGUUUCUGUUCUCCCCAUGGCGCUAUCUUUCUUAUUAGUCCCUUAGAACACUAUAAUCAUUAAAAAUGGCAAGCAUG